UAUAUAAGGAGGGGAAAGCAGCUCAGUGGGCAGAACCUGCAGCAUUGCAAUGGAGACUUCACAGAGGACAAGAUCAGUUAGGCCAACGUUUCCUCCAGUUUUCUUCAAAAGCUACAACAUAUCCGGACAAGGUGGAGAUGGAUUUAAUCGAUGGGUUUUACUGUGCUUGGGACUCUUGAAUGCUGUGCUGCUGAUAGUCGCUGUUGUUUUUGCGAUUAAGUGUGCCAAAGUCAAAGAGGACUCCUUGCACAUUUCCAACCCAGCUGUAACACAGCUCUUCAAUGAGCUUGACUAUCUCCGAGGCAACCACAGCGAUGUGAUCGAAGCUGAAGAGGAGGCCAAGAAGGCGUUAGAGAGCGCGAUCAACAACCACAAAGAAGUAAAGGUGAAAAUUGAGCAGCUGAAGACCGUCAAUGAUGGUUAUGAGAAACAGAUGCAAGCACUGCAAGUGGAGAAGACAAACCUAAAGUCCAACAUAUCAGUUUUAGAGAACUCUUGUGAUAAAUGCGCUCCUGGAUGGGCUCUUUUCAACUCGUCCUGCUAUUUCUUCUCUUCCACCGAGUCCUCUGCUGUCAAAAGGAACUGGCAUGAGAGCAGAGUGGACUGUGUUAGUCGUGGCUCUGACCUUGUUGUGAUUGAUAACCAACAGGAGCAGGCAUUCGUGAGUAACACCAUCAAACUUCUAAAAAACAAUCCUCAUCAGUGGGUGAAUGGAUUCUGGGUUGGUCUUACUGACAUAGCGACAGUGGGGACAUGGGUGUGGCUUAAUAAUGUCACAGAGGUGGAACAAAGGUACUGGAUGGAUGGAGAACCAAAUGUUGAGGAGGAAAAUUGUGUGAUUAUCAUUUACUCCUCCUCUAAUCCCUGGAAGACCCGCUAUGAUGGAAACUGCAAUGGGCAUAACUUAGACUGGAUAUGUGAAGUACCAUCAAGAUAUCAGCUGAUCAGCAGCCACCUUCAGCUCGGUCAGCUGAUCGAGUCGCCCGCCCAGCCUCAUGCCUCGUCAGCUGGAGGGUCCGAGGGGCCCGUCCAGCAUCACUCCUCGUUAACUGAGGGUCCUGGAGGACCCAGCCAGCACAUCCUCACAUCUGCUGAUGUGAGAAUGGAGGAGAGGAGAGAACCCACGGGUGGUAAUUUUAACGGUGGAUUUAAGGAAUUCAUUUGUGAAGAAGACUUCUACGAUGAAGAGCAUCAUCAUCAGUCUAACAGGCACCAAGUGUCCAUGUUCACUAUGAGUCCUGGGAGAUGUCACAGACUGGCUGCAGUGAGCCUGGCCCUACUCGCUGCUGUUUUGCUGAUAGUUGAUAUUGGCCUGGGAGUCCAUUAUAACAAACUCACAGAUUCUCACCUCACCCUCGAUGAUACCGAACGCAUCAGCAAAGAGCUCAUCAACCUCCAGGACACUUACAAGACUGCAGUGGAAACCAUGAAGGAUGCCAGGAAGCAGCUGGACAGUGAGAUGAGCCGUCAGACACAAACCAACUGGGAACUUGAACACCAGACAAAACGAAGCAAUGACUAUAAAAAUCAGAUGGAAAAAGUUACAAAGGAAAUUGAAGCCAUGAGAUCACGCUUGUCAAUGCAUAGCGAUGGCUGCAAACGCUGUCCUGUGGGAUGGAUUUUAAUGAACUCUGUAUGUUACUACUUCUCCUUGAAAUCAAAUGAAAUGAAAACAUGGAAGGAAUCCAGAGAUUUCUGUCAGCUGCAGGGAGGAGAUCUUAUAAUCAUAGACAGCCAAGACAAAGAGAACUCGACAGUAAAUUUCCUAAUAAAUCAUCAAGAUGCCUCCCAGCUCUCGACAGACUUCUGGAUCGGACUGAGUGAUUCCAAGGAGGAAGGGACUUGGAAAUGGUUGGAUGGAACAUUUCUUGUUCAAGGGUACUGGAACGAUGGAGAGCCGAACAAUCUCAAUGAUGAAGACUGUGCAGCCGUGUAUCCCAGAGUAAACUUCUUCAAAGCUUGGAAUGAUGUUAGAUGUGGAGUCAGAAGGAAAUGGAUUUGUGAAAAAGCACCAGAAUCCAUGAGCUAAAAUGUCUAAUAAGGCAUACAGUCUUAGAUAUGUAAACUAUCACAUAUUCUUUAAAUCAUAACACGCAUAAGGUGGUUUCACUUUGUCUUCACUUUGUUUUCUGUACCUCUCACUGUCUCUAUCGCUCUCUCUCAGCGUGUCCACCCUUUAUGUCAUGAGCACAGUUGUUGUCUGGCUGUGGUUGCAGCUAUAACUGGUAAUAUGACGACUCUUUACUGCUCCUAAUACUCCUAUUAACAUUAGCCACAGAAAUAAUCAUGACAGGAGUAUACAGGCUGGUAUUUUAAAGUAUUUCUUUAGAAAUUCUCCCCUCAGAUUACAUUCUGCUAGAAAGAUGAAACCAAGAUGAGCUUGCAACAGAAAGAUGGGAAAGAGGAAAAUAUGGAGAAGGAGAGAAAUAACUCGUGAUCCAAAGCACACAUCAUCUGUCUAACCUGGUGGAGGCAAUGUUAUAACAUGGACAUGUAUGACAGUGUAACUGUGUCCCAUCACUUACUGCGAAAGGAAACUUGGCUGCCUGUAAUAACAUGUAAUAACUAUAGAAGAUGCAUCCUUCUAUGUGUUUUGCAUUGCAUUGGGAUGCUGUCCUUUAACUCUCUGCAAAGUCAAUUAGUUACAAACCCUAGUAAACCAUGUUUCAUCAUCAUCAUCACCUUUAUUUAUAAAACAACCACAGCUGACACAAAGUGCUGUACAUUGGAACUGUAAAAUAAAAUUACAUGAAAUAUAAAU
Molecule: messenger RNA, 2761 nt
Organism: Haplochromis burtoni (Burton's mouthbrooder)
Lineage: Eukaryota; Metazoa; Chordata; Actinopteri; Cichliformes; Cichlidae
Exons: 13
Coding region: 50-2029 (659 amino acids)
Biological process (GO): biological process involved in interspecies interaction between organisms
Cellular component (GO): external side of plasma membrane
Molecular function (GO): fucose binding; D-mannose binding
Source: RefSeq, a predicted model, not a curated record